Messenger RNA from Charadrius vociferus (killdeer), 447 nucleotides. Its product is annotated as serine protease 44-like. Gene Ontology annotation, biological process: proteolysis. The record is from RefSeq and is a predicted model, not a curated record. The transcript is spliced from 4 exons. The coding region runs from base 1 to 447 and encodes 148 amino acids. Lineage: Eukaryota; Metazoa; Chordata; Aves; Charadriiformes; Charadriidae. Gene Ontology annotation, molecular function: serine-type endopeptidase activity.
AUGGCGCUGCGAACAGAAGUGGCACAUGUCACCCGAAGGGCUCGUGAAGAGCGCGGGGCCUUCGGCUUCAUCCCCAUCUUCAUCCUCGCAGCCGGAUUGUUGUUGACCGCCCCGUCGCCGGCGCGAGCCCAGGGGAAGGGCAACCAAGGCGAUGAGCGAAUGGCUCGUGAAGAGCGCGGGGCCUUCGGCUUCAUCCCCAUCUUCAUCCUCGCAGCCGGAUUGUUGUUGACCGCCCCGUCGCCGGCGCGAGCCCAGGGGAAGGGCAACCAAGGCGAUGAGCUGCCGGAGGAGGACGAGUCCCGUAUCAUCGGUGGAAGACCUUGCUCCAUCACCCAACGUCCCUUCCAAGUGGCCCUCAUCAAGAGGGGUCAAAUCCUGUGCGGGGGAAGUUUGAUAGACGCCCAAUGGGUGUUGACCGCCGCCCACUGCAGGCAGCCAAUCAGGUAA